AUGGUGGAGCAGUUCAUGAUUGGGGUGACAAAUGUGUUGGGGUCAAGUUGGGUCUGUUAUCGGCACCUUGUGUCUGGUUACAGUCUGGUUGAGAGUCCAUUGUGGUUGAAGAGGUGCCUAUCAGGCUGUUGGGACCCUCACGAGAAAAGGUCCAUUGAGACUGGCCGCUUGCGUUGGACCAUUUGCUUUCGUGAAGCUGGUAUACUGAUCCCAGAUUCUGUAUCUUUCUCCUUCCUUUCACCAGACUGUAUAGAAACCUUUAGCAGAAGAUUGCGUUCUGAUCAUUCCGAUCCGAAAGAAGCUGAAACAGGCCAUGAAAUAGUUAGGGAUGACAGUUUUCCCUUCAUUUAUCUGAAUGGAGAUGGGUAUGGAGAGAUUUCUCUCUAUGGAAGUAGAGGUGGAGGCAAGUAA
Molecule: messenger RNA, 411 nt
Organism: Dovyalis caffra
Lineage: Eukaryota; Viridiplantae; Streptophyta; Magnoliopsida; Malpighiales; Salicaceae
Source: the annotation of a GenBank genome assembly